GGCUACGUGUAAAUAGUGCCAUUUUGACGCUGUCACUGGCUUAACUAUAACACUGGCUAUGUUUUGUGCCAGAUAAAUUUGAAAAUGAUUGUGUUGAAUGUUUAUAACUCAACGUGUCACCAACUUUACAGUUCGGUGAUUUGCAAACGUUGUGUGAAUCGAUUCGACCGAAUCAUUCAAAGAGAACGAUUCAUUGGCGGACCGGACAUAUUGCUCGGGUGGUCCGCUGCAGUUUAUCCAAUAGGUCACUGCACCCGUCAAACCGUUCAUUAACGCGACUAGCAGCAGCUAUGGCACAAGCGAAAAUUAACGCUAAAAUGAACGAUGCAUCUAAAGGCAAAUUCACCCGAACGCUUUCGAUGGCGGACCGGUCCGGACGGUUACUGGAAAAUCUGGAUCAGAUUGAGACGAGGGUGGAGGCUCUUCGCGAGGAAGCCACUGCUAUGGAGCAGGAGAGAGAGAGCUUAAUUGAGAUGAUCCAGUCCAUACAAAACAGUCAGGAAAUGAGGAGCGUUUGUGACGGGGAAAGGGAAGAGCUCUCUCUGACCGCCAAUAGACUCCUGGGCAGGACGUUAACGGUGAGCAUUUCUGUGGAUACGAUCCGAAACGACCAGCAGGAAGAGGCCUUGAAGAAAGCCACAGCCAUUAUCGAUGAGAUCGCUGGUAAAGUGCUGGAGGACAUGGAGGGGGCCAGAAAGCAUCUGCAGGCCCUUCACGCCGCGUGUGUGACGGACGUGCCUCCUAUGCCUGUGGAUCAGAAGUUUCAGAGCGUCGUGAUCAGCUGCGCCCUGGAGGACCAGAAGAAGAUCAAGAGGCGCCUCGAGACCCUCAUCAGGAACAUGGACAAUGCAGAGAAAACCAUUAAAAUUAUGGAUAACCAGAAAGUUGAUCAUUCCAGUCUUACCAAUGGCAAAUAGAGGCUGAGGGGACUGAUGAGCGCCAAACGUGCCUUUCCCUGAUAGCACACGUACAUCACGGAGACGUCUAUUUGAUGUCUGCAAGACAUAUUUUUUGUCUUGCUUGCUCAUCUGCAAUACGUCUAUAGGACGUUUCCUUUUAGAUGUCAAAUAAAUGUUUAAGAUUUAGAAUGUAUGUAAAACUGACAUCUUACAGACGUCUCUCAGAUGUUUGUACACAGCAGAUGCUUUCCAGAUCAAGCGAUCUUUAGCAGAUGUCUGUUAAAGAUCACUUGAUCUGUACAGACAUCUGACAGACGUCUAUAAGAUGGCAGUUUUGCAUACAUUCUAACUCAUAAACAUCUUAAAGACAUCUAUUUGACAUCUGAUAGGAAAUGUCCUAUAGACAUAUUGCAGAUGAGCAAAAUACGUCUUGCAGUUAUAAAUCAAAUAGAUGCCUCUGUGAUGUGCGUGUGCUAUCAGGGACCCAACUGAUAAAUGUGACCCUGGACCACAAAACCAGUCAUAAGGGUCUUUUUUUUUUUUUUUAAUUAAGAUUUAUACAUCAUCUGAAAGCUGAAUAAAUGAGCUUAUGGUUUGUUAGGAUCGGACAAUAUUUGGCCGAGAUACAACUAUUUGAUCAUCUGGAAUCUGAGGGUGCAAAAAAAUCUAAAUAUUGAGAAAAUCACCGUUAAAGUUGUCUAAAUGAAGUCCUUAGCAAUGCAUAUUACUAAUCAAAAAUUAAGUUUUGAUAUAUUUACGGUAGGAAAUUUACAAAAUAUCUUCAUGGAACAUGAUCUUUACUUUAUAUCCUAAUGAUUUUUGGCAUAAAAGAAAAAUAAUUUUGACCCAUAUAAUGUAUUUUUGGCUAUUGCUACAAAUAAACCCAUGCGACUUAAAACUGGUUUUGUGGUCCAGGGUCACAAAUAGAUUUGCAGGUUUUAUUACCACUGAUGGUGUCUUGGUCUUAUGCAUAUUUAUUUAGCUUUUACUUCUAUGCUUUUCACUUACAGAAAAAAAUACUGAUCAUAAACAUUUAAAUUAUAUUGACCACUGACAUGUUUUCUUGUGUUUUUGAUUUAUUAACUAAUAUGAAACAAUGCAAAAUCACUGUAAUUCUGUUGGGAUCUACUAACAUUCCCGCUGGAAGCCCCAUGAAUGUGAUUUUCCUGGCUUGUGAUUGUUUAUUUUUAGAGCAGAUGCACGUGGUUUUCUCGCUUGCUCUCUACAUUCUAAUGAGAUUUGGCUCUCAGCUUGCUGGGAAUUUCACAAUCGGCCGUCAGGUUAGUCUUUACAGUGAAAAACAACACAGGAGAAAACAUUACAGCGAAACACAAACUGCCUUUGAUAAUACUUGAGUUUGGAUUUGUAAUCACUUUUUAAUGGCUCUUGAAAAUAAGAAAUAAUACCUUUUAACACAUUUAGCCAGGGUUUACACAUUUUCAGUUGUUUGGAAUGAUUAAAAACGGAGAGAGAGAAAGAUUAGGCCAUUUCUGCCUAAUUAAUUAUAUUAAAGCCAGUAAUAAGUGCAAAAUAUGUUCAAUAGAAAUUUACAGGUUUUCUACGGUCACAGUCAAAUCACAGGUUUCCUACAGUCUAUGAAUUCUCCAUUUUAAGACAAUGUGAAGUUUAUAACUAUAAGCCAAUUCAUAAUUUCAUUAAAAAGUAAACCUUGUGUUGCAGUGAUUAUGUGAUAAUGAAGGGCUGUUGUUGGGCACAACACAAGUCAGAUUAUUGCUUUUGUAAAAUGGUCACAAAAGCUUUAUGACAAAAGAUGCCAAUAUUAAAAAAUAAAUAUUUAUUAAUAAUAAUAAUAAUAGGUUUAAGAGUGUGAGUAGGCUGUUUACAGUUGGCCAGUCAGUGUGCCAAUCUUCCAACCAGAAUUUAAAAUCAGAACUAUCCAAAGUUAUGGCCUAGGUUUUCUUUGGCAAUGUGGAUAGUCAUUUAUGGAUUUUUUUUUUUUUUUUUUAAGUAUUUAAAAUAUUCACAACAUUGUUUUGUAAUCAUGCAUGUAUAUGGUUGUCACUGUAUGAUAAAAAAGUACAAUGAAAAUAAAACAACUACAAUAGACUCUUUAUUUUGUCCUU
Molecule: messenger RNA, 2983 nt
Organism: Onychostoma macrolepis
Lineage: Eukaryota; Metazoa; Chordata; Actinopteri; Cypriniformes; Cyprinidae
Gene: bag2
Product: BCL2 associated athanogene 2
Exons: 3
Coding region: 291-917 (208 amino acids)
Biological process (GO): protein stabilization
Molecular function (GO): adenyl-nucleotide exchange factor activity; protein-folding chaperone binding
Source: RefSeq, a predicted model, not a curated record